AUGGCCAGAACCUCAGAGAUCAAAAGGAUCACUAAUGAGACAAAGAUUCAGAUUGCUCUCUCAUUAGAUGGAGGAGUUGUAGCUCUUGACGAGUCUCUCUUCACUAAGAAAUCAAAGACUACUGACGAAGAUGAUGCUCAUGCGACUCAAGCUACUUCUUCUCAAGUUAUAAACGUCCAAACUGGGAUUGGCUUCUUAGAUCAUAUGUUACAUGCAUUGGCCAAACACAGUGGUUGGUCUCUUAUCAUUGAGUGCAUAGGUGACUUACAUAUUGAUGAUCAUCAUACAGCUGAAGAUGUUGGUAUUGCACUUGGUAUGGCAUUCCACAAGGCACUUGGACAAGUUAGAGGUGUUAAGAGGUUUGGAACCGGAUUUGCUCCGCUCGAUGAAGCAUUAAGUAGAGCUGUAGUUGAUUUGUCCAAUCGACCAUAUGCGGUGGUUGAAUUGGGAUUAAAGAGAGAGAAGAUUGGUGAUUUGAGCUGUGAAAUGAUUCCCCAUGUAAUUGAAUCGUUUGCUCAAGGUGCUCAUAUAACUCUACAUGUUGAUUGUUUGAGAGGAUUCAACGAUCACCAUAGGGCUGAGUCUGCGUUUAAGGCCAUGGCUGUGGCUAUUAAGGAAGCUAUUCUGUCUAAUGGAACCAACGAUGUUCCUUCCACCAAAGGUGUAUUAUUCUAG
This is a messenger RNA of Lizanozyma spartinae, 675 nucleotides long. RefSeq names its product imidazoleglycerol-phosphate dehydratase (gene HIS3). The record is from RefSeq and is a predicted model, not a curated record. Gene Ontology annotation, biological process: L-histidine biosynthetic process. Lineage: Eukaryota; Fungi; Ascomycota; Pichiomycetes; Serinales; Debaryomycetaceae. The transcript has a single exon. Gene Ontology annotation, molecular function: imidazoleglycerol-phosphate dehydratase activity. Bases 1 to 675 code for a protein of 224 amino acids.